Messenger RNA from Plasmopara halstedii, 2211 nucleotides. RefSeq names its product Phosphatidylinositol 4-phosphate 5-kinase (PIPK-D12/GPCR-PIPK/PiGK12). The transcript has 2 exons. The coding region runs from base 1 to 2211 and encodes 736 amino acids. Gene Ontology annotation, biological process: phosphatidylinositol metabolic process; cell surface receptor signaling pathway. Gene Ontology annotation, molecular function: phosphatidylinositol kinase activity; transmembrane signaling receptor activity. The record is from RefSeq and is a predicted model, not a curated record. Gene Ontology annotation, cellular component: membrane. NCBI's taxonomy places the organism in Eukaryota, Oomycota, Peronosporomycetes, Peronosporales, Peronosporaceae.
AUGGGGGCGUACGAUGCGCUGGCGGUGGCGCAAAGUGCUCAGCUGUACCUAUUGGUGGGAAUUCUAGGUUGUAUUGUGUACCUAGUCUUGGUGCUUUCAUUUUUUCUUGUGCCAAAUAUCAAGGCACAGCAUCCAGCUGCCAAUCUCGUAGUUUGGCACGCGGGUUGUGGACUAUUGAUGUCUGCUGGUUUCGUCUUUGCUUAUGUGCUGCAGUGGCGAGAUGAUGAACUUCAGGAUGAAAUUCUAAUUCAGUGGCAGUGCUCACUAUUGGGACCUUUGAAUCAAUUUUUUCUUUUGGCCGGCGCCUGUUGGUAUCUCAUGCUUUCGCUUGACCUGCUCGUUGCGCUUGUGAAUCCAUGGAUGGGCUACAGCUGCAAGUCAUGGACCUACCAUAUCAUAGUAUGGAGUGUUAGCGCCGUGUCGGCUUUGUUGCUGCACCAAUUGAAACUUUUUGGUCUCUCACCACUUAAUGUCUGCUGGGUCAAGCGCACUAAAGAUCCAAUGCAGCUCAAUGUAGCCAACUGGAUUUUUCUCUUUGUUAUUAUAGGGGCCAUCUGCGUACUUUCAUUUGCGGUGCUAUUGUUUGCAAGCUUUCGCUUUGUGAGACGCCAAUUGGAUGUCACAUAUCGCGCCAAGCGCCGCAAUUUAAUCCAGUACUAUCGCUAUUUACUAAUUUUCGCCGGUCAUUGGACAGCAUGUGCCGCGCUAUACUACGCAGCAUAUCGCCAACAUUUUGACGGUAAAAUGGCGAAGCACUUCGAACUCGCGUUUGCGCUGGUGUUUGGAUCGUACCCAGUGUUACUACUUGUCGUGUGGGUGCUUAAUACGGAGUUGUACCAAAAUUUUUCCAGUGAAAAUAGCCUGUCAAUAUCGGAGCGAGGAAUGGGAGACGCGUCAAGUACAGAACACUUCAGUGCUGCACUUCGUAAGGAUUUAAUGCGGUACACGACUGCGGGAAUUCGCUGUAGCAUUACUGAGUCGCCUGUCGAUAGUCUACGAUCGCCGUUAUUAAGUCUGACUCGUGAUCGCUUUGGUUCACUUGAUCGUACAGCAGCUCUGUCAUUUUUACAACUGGAAGAAGGUGAUUCUGCUGGUCUUUACCACGAAAAGAAACGCUUAGCGACCACAGUGUACAAUGGUGAGUAUCGGUAUUACGAGAAGCUGGGCUUUACCGACUAUGCACCUAAAGUAUUUCAGAAUAUACGAGAAAUUUGCGGCAUUGACAACGACAUGUAUGAGCAAUCGUUCGCUGAUACUCUUCUCGAGCGUGCAUCUGAGGGUAAAUCGGGAAUGCUGUUUUAUUUCACAAGUGAUCGCAAGUAUCUGGUAAAGACUAUGACAAAGAGAGAGCAUUCUUUUUUGCUUGAAGUACUUCCACUAUUCCAUCAGUACCUCUUAAAACAGCCGAAUUCGCUUUUGUGCCGCUUUCUUGGUUGUCAUUCGAUGCAACUCCCUGUUGGCUGGAACAAAAUGUUUUUUGUCGUCAUGGAAAACAUUUUUCCAGAUGGUCCUGUUGACGAGCGUUAUGACCUUAAAGGUAUUUUCCACCAGUCCAGCUUGAAUUACCAAGAAGGCGUCCCAACCCCAAUAUCGAGCAGCUGGAGUCGAAGUGGCAAAGAAGACGAAGAAGUAAUGCGACACGGUCUGGAUGAAGAUGUGUCAAGUGAGAGCCUUAGUGUCGAUAGUGAAUGGGGACAAUUUACAGAAAAGCAACCGCUGCUACGUCGUGGUAGUUCCCGUCCUUCGCUUCGAUAUGAUAGCGACUUUGUGAUUCGCCGUGCCUCGCUACGUGUAAGUCCAACGACUCGAGCAAACUUACUCGCACAGGUUACAAGCGAUUGUGGAUUUCUCCAGGAGUUAGGAAUCAUGGAUUAUAGCUGCCUGCUCGGUAUUCGCCAUUACCAUCGUCGCAUUGAACCAGAGAUUCUGGAGAAUUUAGCACACAAUGCUGUCGUUUCAGCCAGUCAGUCCACCGUCUACUAUCUCGGAUUUGUAGACAUCUUGCAGCACUACAAUAUUGGAUGGAAAAUGCAACAUUGCUGUCUGGCAACAAUAGUUGACAAGCGGCAGCUAACUGCACUUCCACCUGCAGAGUACGCUCUUCGAUUUUUAAAUUUUAUUCACGAGUAUCUACUUCGAGAUCCAGAUGGAUUGCAUGUUCGCUCAUACGGAAGCAUUGGAGUCUCGCCUUUAAGUUUUGUACGUCAAUAA